AUUUCAUUUUCUAUAUAUGGUCCUUGGCUCUUGGGAUCUCUCUCUAGCCUGUGUGUUCAGAUCCUAUCAAGUGUUGAGCUUCUGCUUCACUCUUACCUCGAGUUGUCCCCUAGCUAAUGUUUCACUAGAUUGAUACCCGAUCUCGGAGCUGUAUCAGUUUCGAAUCGGUCGGUAAUUGCUCGUUUUGUUUCUGAAUUGAGGAUAAUUUGUUCGAUCUUUGAUCUGGGGUUUUCAGUGGGUGUAUGAGGAAGGAGUUCGCUUGCGAUUGAUGUAUGUGUGGUUUCAAGCGGAGUGCGGAAAGGGAUUCUGGGCUUGUGAUUCGAAGUAGGUCGAGGUGGGGUGAAUGCGGCUAGUUUUACUCCGAAGACUUUGCCUUCUGCUUGAUCUAUUUGCUGAAAGGUUAUAAAGAUUGUGUCCAAGAAGAGAAGGGGAAUUGCAAAUAGAAGACCUUGACCAAGAUGCAGCGAGAUCAGCUCAAGAAGGAUGUUAAAGAAUUGGACUUUUUCACUGAGUAUGGGGAUGCAAAUAGAUAUAAGAUUCUUGAAGCUAUAGGAAAAGGAAGCUAUGGAGUAGUUUGUGCCGCAAUUGACAAGCACACUGGGGAAAAAGUUGCAAUAAAAAAGAUUCAUGAUAUUUUUGAGCAUAUAUCUGAUGCCAUUAGAAUUCUCCGCGAGGUCAAGCUGCUACGGCUAUUAAGACACCCUGAUAUUGUCGAGAUUAAGCGCAUCAUGUUGCCACCUUCAAAGAGGGAGUUUAAAGAUAUUUAUGUCGUCUUUGAAUUGAUGGAGUCUGAUCUCCAUCAAGUCAUCAAAGCUAAUGAUGACUUGACACGUGAGCACCAUCAGUUUUUCCUUUACCAGAUGCUACGUGCAUUGAAGUACAUGCAUACAGCAAAUGUGUAUCACAGAGACCUUAAACCCAAGAAUAUAUUGGCAAAUGCAAAUUGCAAACUCAAAGUUUGUGAUUUUGGACUGGCCAGAGUUGCAUUCAAUGAUGCCCCAACAACAAUAUUUUGGACAGAUUAUGUGGCUACAAGAUGGUACAGAGCUCCAGAGCUGUGUGGAUCAUUCUUUUCUAAGUAUACACCAGCAAUUGAUAUAUGGAGCAUUGGAUGCAUCUUUGCUGAGGUGCUUACAGGAAAGCCGUUGUUCCCUGGUAAAAGCGUUGUGCAUCAAUUAGAUUUGAUUACUGAUCUUCUUGGGACACCAACACUGGAGACUAUUUCUGGAGUUCGUAAUGAAAAGGCAAGGAAGUACUUGACAGAAAUGGGGAAAAAAUCUCCUGUGCCAUUUGAACAGAAAUUUCCAAAUGCUGAUCCAUUGGCACUUCGCCUAUUGCAAAGGCUUUUGGCAUUUGAUCCUAAGGAUCGUCCAACUGCUGAAGAGGCACUAGCUGAUCCAUACUUUAAGGGCUUGGGUAAGGUCGAGAGAGAACCAUCUUGUCAGCCAAUUUCAAAGCUGGAAUUUGAGUUUGAGAGGCGAAGGGUGACUAAAGAAGAUGUUAGGGAACUAAUAUAUAGGGAGAUACUUGAAUAUCACCCUCAGUUGCUUAAAGAUUACAUGAAUGGAACUGAAAGCACAAAUUUCCUCUGUCCUAGUGCAAUUGGUCAAUUCAGAAAGCAGUUUGCUUAUUUUGAGGAAAAUGGUGGUAAAAGUGGCCCAGUGAUUCCUCCAGAAAGGAAGCAUGCCUCUCUUCCAAGGUCCACUGUUCAUUCUAGCCCAAUUCCUCCUUAUACACAUGGCGCUGCAUAUGGGAACAAGCAAAUACCAGUGGAGGUGUCUAAGAAUUUGAGAGCAACAGAAUCAAGUUCUGAAAGUCAUUUAAGGGGUUCACGACCUCCUCCAAGGGUGCCAACAGCUAAACCGGGCAAAGUUGUAGGGCCAGUUCUACCCUACGAGAAUGGGAGAAAUGUCAAAAGCAACUAUGAUCCAAGAAUCUUGAGCAAAAAUGCUCUUCCUCCUUCGGUAUCUCCCCACUGCCCCUUUAGGGCUCAACCCACAAACCCAGCAAGGAUUGUGCCAGAGACAUGCAGGGAUCUGUCACAGGGAAAACAGCCAUCCCAGCAGCAGGCUAACUCACUAGCCAGACAAACUAUUGACCUCAACACUAACCCUUACUUCCAACAAUCCAAGGUAGAUAACAUGGAUGAUGCUGCCACCACAAUGGAUGCUAAGUUGCUGCAGGCACAGUCUCAGUUUGGUGCUGUUGGUGCUGCUGCAGUGGCUAUUGCAGCUCAUAGACAUUCUUCUGGGGCUUUUUAGUGUGGGUUGUCAUAGUUAGGUUUUAAGGGCUUCAAUGCCAGUAGUUGUAGUUGGAGUAGUUGGAACUUGGAAGGAAGAAGCUGAUUAAAUUUUAGAUGGGGUUAGGGUUUGGUUUUCAUAUUCCCCUCUCAGAUUUCUGUAUUUGUAAAUUAUAUUUUCACAUCAUUCCAUUGUUCAAUAAAAACUUGGUUAUCUUGAUUCAAGGAUUAUCUGUGACAAGAAUGUUCUAAAAAUGUUA
This is a messenger RNA of Neltuma alba, 2499 nucleotides long. RefSeq names its product mitogen-activated protein kinase 19-like. The record is from RefSeq and is a predicted model, not a curated record. Gene Ontology annotation, molecular function: MAP kinase activity; ATP binding. NCBI's taxonomy places the organism in Eukaryota, Viridiplantae, Streptophyta, Magnoliopsida, Fabales, Fabaceae. The transcript has 10 exons. Gene Ontology annotation, biological process: protein phosphorylation. The coding region runs from base 459 to 2261 and encodes 600 amino acids.